CGUCUGUCGGGCGUGAGUCUUCUUCGCGCUCCGCGCCGUCGCCCCGCCCACACGCCGCCACCCUCGUGUCCGUCGUCGCUCCGCGCCUGCGCCCGUUGUCGCCCUGCUAGCUCCGGGUUCCGGGGCCGCGCUAUGUGGGCUGCGGCGGGCGGGCUGUGGCGCUUCCGCGCGGGUCUCCGGGCCCUGCUCCGUAGCCGUGAGGCUGCGCUGUUUCCGGGCUGCGAGCGGGGACUGCACUGCUCUGCUGUCUCCUGCAAGAACUGGCUCAAGAAAUUUGCCUCGAAAACCAAAAAAAAGUUUUGGUAUGAAAGUCCUUCCUUGGGCUCUCACUCGACUUACAAACCAUCCAAGUUGGAACUCCUCGUGAGGAGCACCUCAAAGAAAACCAGGAAGGAGGACCAUGUGCACCUGAGGGCCCUGAACGGCCUCCUCUAUAAGGCACUGACAGACCUGCUGUGUACCCCUGAAGUGAGUCAGGAGCUGUAUGACCUUAACGUGGAGCUCUCCAAGGUUUCCCUGACUCCAGACUUCUCAGCCUGCCGAGUGUACUGGAAGACAAUGCUGUCUGCUGAGCAGAACGCACACAUGGAGGCCGUCUUGCAGAGAAGUGCCGCGCACAUGAGGCACCUUUUGAUGUCCCAGCAGACCCUGAGGAAUGUGCCACCGAUAGUGUUUAUUCAAGACAAGGGAAAUGCAGCUCUAGCUGAGCUUGAUCAGUUACUGGCAGUCGCAGACUUUGGACCCCGGGAUGAAAGAGACGACUUUGUACAAAGUGAUUUCAGGGACCCUGAUGCCUCACAACCCUGCGGCACCACAGAGCCGGCCACAGGCUCCAGUCUGUGUGGGAUCGAUCAUGAGGCGCUCAACAAGCAGAUUAUGGAGUACAAAAGGAGGAAAGAUAAAGGGCUCGGGGGCCUGGUGUGGCAGGGGCAGGUGGCUGAGCUGACAACGCAGAUGAAAAAGGGAAGGAAGAGGGCCAAGCCCCGCCUGGAGCAGGACAGCUCCCUCAAGAGUUACCUGUCAGGCGAGGAGGUUGAAGAUGACCUGGACCUGGUUGGUGCCCCGGACACAGAGGAGUUGGAGGCAGAGAGAGGAGGUGGCAGAACAGAGGAUGGCCACAGCUGUGGAGCAAGCAGGGAGUAGAUGGAGAGGCGUCAGCUCUGCCCGUCCCAUGUUUGCAGGGAAAAGCAUUGGCACGCGACGCAGCAUGUGGCUUCAUUGAGACAGUUGAUGGAGUUAAAACCAUCUGCUCUUCUGCUACUUCAGCAUUUUCUAGCUUUUCUGUGUAUCCAAAGACAAUUUGCUACACAAGUCACUAUUUUUUUCCAUAUACUGUGUGUAAUUUAAAAAAUAAAGGGCCAUCUUACCACAGAUUCUCACAAAAAGAAAAUGGUAUAAUAGUGUCUCUGAGAUGCUAGUAUGGCCACCUCCACCUGCAGAGCCCUGCAGAGGGUCCCCAGGGCCUCCCAACCCCCUGGAGCUGCUGAGUCGGCACAUGGCACUGGGGGCUUUGUCCCUGACUGGCCUCUUUAGCACAGCUUUGUGCAGCAGGUUCCACCUUCUGUUUCAGGCCAAGGUUGGGCAGAAAGUGAGGUGGGUUUGCUGGGGCUUCCUGGGCGACCCUGGCUCUGACUGUGGUUCUGUCCAUGCCUGAAGUAGUAACACUUUUCCCUUGGUGCCUGUGGCCACCUAGUGUAUUUUCUAAUCCGUCCAAAGGUGAAACAGACUUGGUCUUUGCCUUCUGAAGAGUGUGCGACUCAGCCAUACUGAAUUCUUUGUGUCGCCUCCGACGCAAAGAUUCGUUUUGCUGUUUAUCAGAAGAGAAAACACAGAUUCUAUACCUUGUCAGCUACUAUUUAGUUCAGCUUCCCUCUUAAUGCCCCAGCCCCUGUCAGCUGUCAGGUUCUAAAUUCAGAAUUCUCUCAAUUCUGUCAGGUUCCGCACUAGGAGUCAGUGUCAUCCCUCUAAGCCCUGGCUUUCUGCCGCGGCAGCAGGACUGUGAGAAUCAAGACGGCACAGGGAAGGCAUCUGUCCCAGCAUUUGCACGUGACGGGUGCCCGCGGUGCAGAGCAGAAUCUGUGGAAGCAGCAGUGGCUUUAGUUGCUGUGCCCUGCCACAUCCUCCCCCAAAAGGAGAAAUGUCCAAGGGAUAGCAGACCUGCAGCAGUGAGCAGCCUGCCGUGGUGACCACUGGAUCCAGGCCACAUGCUGCAGACAGUGGCUGUGGGUGAGUGAUGAGGCCACUACCCAGAAAGCUGCAUGUGCACUGUGUGGGGUAAGGACAGCAGGAGAUGCUGCUGCAAGAUGCUGACUCCCUUGUUUUCCUUUUCAUUUGUGCUCUGGGACUAAACUGUGUAUAAGUCAUCAAAUGGCAGAAGCAAGAUUUUUCUUUUCAGAUCUAGGAAAUUAUUUGUUUAUACUCCACACUCUUAUUUCCUGCAUCAGGAUGGAGAGGCCACUGCCUCAGGCCAGUUAAACUAAGAUGGAAGAAUUUAAGACAAUUUGUAAGGAUAGAUAAAACCCCACAUGAUGGUAUGAGUAGGAGAGAGAGAAAAAGGGAGCCAGAAAUUAGGCUACAAAGUGUACACCACACAUAAAGGCUGAUGCCUCUAUUACACCGUGAGCCAAAUGUUUAGCUCCAGGGUUUCUGGUAGCCAGUUGCGGGGUGUCCAGUGAAGGGGUGUACCUGUCUGUGGUUAAUCAUAUAGGUCAGGAUAAUGAGGUGAUACUGCAGUGACAAACGGCAAAUCUCCCUGGCUUAGAGCAACCAGUUUGCUUCUUGUUCUUGCUAGGGGACCAUCAUGGGCUGAAGUCAGGCCAAGGCCUUUCGUAUCUGGUGUUACUGGAACAUGGCUAUGUGAAUUCAUUUAUGUACAAGAGACCCCCCCAUCCUGAUGUAGAAAACGCAUGGUGAUGAUUUACGAGCGCGACAUCCUAAAAAACGUUUUUGUGUUUCCCUAGCAAGAUAACGUCAGGUUACAAGGCUCUGGUACUUGACCAUGAUGACUCCAUGAGAAAACAGCAGAACGCCAGCUUUGCAGGUACCUCCACAGCACUGCCGGGCUGGGAACAGGGCCAGUGCUUGCGCCAGUGCUGGAGGGGGCCACAGCAGAGUAAAGACAGAGUCUGCCAUGCAGGAGUGCUUCGCGUUAACCUGCCCCCCAGCCCCCAACUUGGGAAAGGUGUUAAAGAAGGAGAGAACGCCCUCAGUGGUGUGUCCUUUGCAUACACACCUUUGCAUGCAUCUGAUGUGCCCAGGCUGUGUUUUAUUGUUCUAGCAAUUUAUUGUUACAAAACAGGUUGCUGCCAUCAAUUUGUCUCAGGUCCCUUCUAGCACAUCUGACAGGGACUAGUGUCUAGAGCCAUGAGAACAGAGACCAGAAGGGACGAAAAGGAGUGAGCAGAGGGAGUGGAAGGUAGAGUUAGGCCCAGAGAGCCCCAGGCUGCUGCCCAGACCUCCGUGCCUCGGCCGGAUGUGGUGGUGGCAUCCAUAGCAGUCUCGCAAAGUUGUUCUCAUUUUUCAAAUAAGGAAACUGAGGCCCAGGGAGAGGUGAAGUGUCUGCAGGGGAUCCAACCAGGCGUCAGCUCAGUGCCUCCUAGAAAGAGGAGUGUGGGCGCGUUUCAGAGAAAAUUGGCUUAGGCCUCUCUGUUUCUGGCAUGGCCUUCCCUGGGAGUGGGUUAGGGACACGGAAGCUCACCCCCUUCUGAAUGGGUCCACUCCUGGGGAUUUCCACGGCCUUCCCUAGAUGAUCCACUCCUGGGGAUUUUCUGCAGCUCCCUGGAUGACGUGCAUGCACACUAAACACCAAGAAGUUAGGGAGGCACUGAUCCAGUGAAGCCCUCAGAUCAACCUUGUGAGUUUUUUACAAGCACCUGUCACUGUUAAACUGCUGAUGAAAUGUGAAAUGACUUCACAGGUUUUCAAUCUGAUAAGCUCUCCUGUGUCACUGUCUCUUACCUUGUUAGUAUAGGUCAAUGGUUCUCAAAGUUCAGGGCACAUCCCCCGGGGGCUCAUAAAACCAGACUGUCGGCCACUUCAACCUUCUGGUUCGCUGUUCCUUGGUAAUGCAGAUGGCCCAGUAAGCAACUCUACAAACAUUGGAACAUUUUGAGGUAGACAGGGGAACUUAAUCACGCCUUGUAGGCCCCCAGAAGACUGGACCCAACAUCCAGCACAGUAACUGUCAGCCUUGGCUGCGCAUGUGAAACACCUGCUGUUUGAAGACACCUGGGCCUGGAGACGGGCCAGAGCCACCUUGGUGGUCUGAGUAUGAGGCCAGCAUUAGAACCUCUGCUCUACAGGUGACUUCCCUGGGUUGAUUUUUUUCCAUUGUUAUCUUUAGUACAGAAUCUCUAGCUCCUCUAGGGGCCUGAGACCCUCUCUUAGGAAUAGAAGUCCAGUUUCCUUCCCUACUCCAUUUGUCCAGAAGGAAAACCUGGUUUUACAUCAGAAACUUCAGGUACUUUGAAAAUUUCCCAGCUACCUUGAAGGAGAGAGAGCUUGAGUGUAUUUUGGGGGAAGAAUGAGGGGACAAAGGGGUAGGGAGAAGGGACAGAGCUAGAGGAAGGACAGGCCUGUGCCACCCAGGCCAGGAUAAGGGGAGCAGAGACCUUUCGGUUCCUGGCUUGUGACAUAGGAGGGGAGGGAACUGGGGAGGACAAGUCACGAUCAGUGUUUCCUGAUUAAAAUUUUUUAAAUUUAUUUUUAUUUGUAAUUAUCAUGGGCACAUAAUGGGUGUAUAUAUUUAUGGGGUACAUGAGAUGUUUUGAUACAGACAUGCAAUGUGAAAAAGCACAUCGUGGAGACUGGGGCACCCAUCCCCUCAAGCAUUUAUCCUUUGUGUCACAAACAAUCCAGUUAUAUUCUUGUAGUUAUUUUAAAAUGUGCAAUUAAAUUAUUAUUGACUACAGUCACCCUUCUGUGCUGCUGCUCUACUGUGGACUCAAAGAUCAUAAAUGCUGUGGACGCUGGCAAGAUACUGAAAUAAAUUAAUUCUGUAUUUCUAAAAA
This is a messenger RNA of Nomascus leucogenys (northern white-cheeked gibbon), 5009 nucleotides long. RefSeq names its product ribosome binding factor A (gene RBFA). Lineage: Eukaryota; Metazoa; Chordata; Mammalia; Primates; Hylobatidae. Gene Ontology annotation, biological process: rRNA processing. The record is from RefSeq and is a predicted model, not a curated record.